This is a messenger RNA of Scutellospora calospora, 1356 nucleotides long. The record is from the annotation of a GenBank genome assembly. NCBI's taxonomy places the organism in Eukaryota, Fungi, Glomeromycota, Glomeromycetes, Diversisporales, Gigasporaceae.
AUGUCGCCCGGCCAAAAUAUUAACGAUAAUUCUUCGGACCCAACAACAAAUUCUAUUAUGAAUUCCUACAAAGUAAAUGUGGGAGAACAGACUUUUCGUUUAUACCGUUCUUCAAUAACUUUUGACGCACCAAAUUUUUUUACACCUUUUCUCGGUGAAGAAGCGAAUUCUGGAGAUGCAGAAGCAAAUGAAAUAUUCAUAACUGUUAGUGGUUCAGACGGUACCGGAAAAGACAACGAUCCGCCUGUUAUCGUCGAGACUACUAAAUCAAAGUCUAGUGGCCAUACACAAAAUUAUUUUACUUCAGAUUCUGAAGUUACAAUUGACAGAGAUCCCAAGUUAUUUGAAGUUAUUUUGAGAUAUCUUCGAGGAUAUAAUAUAUUUCCACUUUCUUCAAUUAACUUACCACCAGGAAUGUCCCUUGACUUAUUUCGAGAAAGUUUAUUAGAAGACGCACGGUUUUAUGGUCUUGACCGUCUCGCACAACUUCUUCAAGCCGAGACACCUACACCGUUACGUUAUAAGGAUCCGUUUACAUCAGCAGAUAAGAUCCUUUUAUCCCUUCGCGAUGUGCCGAUUCACAAAGAUUUCAUCAAAUCCAAGCUCGAUGGAUCAUCCACUAUUGAAUUCUUUACCGGAGCGGUGCUUACUAUUGAUCUUGAGCCAUCAGAUGCCUCUAUACGGUUUAAUACAAAAUUUUUAAACGAACAAGAUCAAAAAGCUUUAGAAACAUUGGGUGAGAUUUGUGGAGAAAAUACACAAAUAGAGUUUUCAAGACAACUUUACGCUAAUAUGAAAGAUGCUUUGAAUGGUAUACGAUUAGAAAUUGAUGGAGUGCAGGUUACUGGUAUGGACAUUGCAUCCGUAGGAACUAAUCAAAGAGUUAAGGCGUUAGAAGAUAUGUUUAGGAUUUCUGGUGGUCAACGUUUAAUCAUAUAUGCACAAGAAUUUGUUUUUAGGCUAGAUCGAAUUCAACCUUCUACCAUUGAUGGCAACCAAAUAGGAACUGACAACGUUUGUAAUAGUCAGAAUUGUACACAAGAUAAUAACGAAAAAGAUAAUAUCAAUGGCAUUAUCCAAUCAGAUGCCAAUGGAGUGAAAGUAUCAGUCAGGGAUGGGGAAGAAGAUAUUGAACAUAAUAACGAAAAAACUAAUAAAACUGUCAAUGCUAAAGAAAUUGAUAAUCCGAGUCAUAGCGAAAAGAGCAACGUUAGUAAAAUAACGAACGAAAACAGCAGCAACAAUAAUGUAAACGAAGGUGAUAUGAUGUACCUUGGCGUUGUAUGGGCUAAAGGAUGGACACAAGAAUGGUGGGCAUGGAAUGAAUACAGAAUGAAGUUAGAUGCACUUCAAUGA